CCGCAAAAACAAACCCCUUCACUCUUUCUCUUUUCCCUCUUCCAUGGCUUACUCUCUCUUUUUCUCUCUCCUCCUCUUCUUUUUCAUUCCCCUUUCCUCCGCCGCAUAUUCCAUCGGCGUCAACUACGGCACCGUUGCCAACAACCUUCCUCCCCCUUCCCAGGUCGCUGCCUUCCUCAAAUCCCACACCUCCAUCGACCGCGUCAAGAUCUUUGACGCCAACCCCGAUAUCCUCCGUGCCUUCGCCGACACCGGCAUCGCACUCACCGUCUCCGUCGCUAACGGUGACAUUCCCGCCCUCGCCAAGCUCCCCGCCGCCCAGUCUUGGGUUGCCAACAAUAUUCUCCCCUUUCACCCAACCACUCUGAUCAACCACAUCGCGGUCGGGAAUGAGAUCCUCGCUACCUCUGACAAGAAUCUUAUAGCACAUUUGCUCCCUGCUAUGAAGGCUAUUCAUUCUGCUCUCAAGCUCGCGCAUAUCUCUGAUGUUAAGGUCUCGACCCCUCAUUCGUUGGGCAUUUUGUCCGCCUCGGAGCCUCCGAGUACCGGGCGGUUCCGGCGUGGGUACGACCGGGCCAUUUUUGCUCCAAUCCUCGACUUUCACAAUCAAACAAAGACGCCGUUCAUGGUGAAUCCAUACCCGUUUUUUGGUUUCAGACCGGCGACGUUGGACUACGCAUUGUUCAAGCCCAACCCCGGGGUUUUCGACAACGCAACCGGUAAGCAUUAUACGAACAUGUUCGACGCACAGUUAGACGCGGUUUACUCAGCGAUGAAGAAGGUGGGUUACGGAGAUGUUGACAUCGUAGUAGCAGAGACCGGAUGGCCCUCCGCCGGUGAUCCAAAUCAAGCGGGCGUAAGCAUGGAGAACGCCAUUUCGUACAACCGGAACCUCGUGAAACAUGUAAACUCCGGAAAGGGGACGCCAUUGAUGCCAAACAGAACCUUCGAAACUUACAUCUUCUCUCUAUUCAACGAGAAUCUCAAACCAUCCACUUCCGAGAGAAACUACGGCCUGUUCCAACCCGAUUUCACUCCGGUUUACGACGUGGGCAUCCUCCAAAAUCCACCGGCAAUGGGGCCCACAUCGCCAGUGGGAGGACCGAAGCCGUCGGAUGAGGAGAGAGAAUGGUGCGUGCCCAAAACGGACGCAUCAGAUGAAGCGUUGCAGAAGAAUAUUGAUUACGUGUGUAGUAGUGGAGUUGACUGUGGGCCCAUACAAGAAGGUGGGGCCUGUUACGAUCCAAAUACAGUGCGGUCACAUGCAUCGUACGCUAUGAACGCUUAUUUUCAAACCGCUGGUCGCCAUGAAUUUAACUGCGAUUUUAACCACACCGCCAUCCUCACUUCCACCGACCCCAGCUAUGAGGCGUGCAGUUACCCGUUCGAUGAAGAAAAGUUAACCGAGAAAUCGGUGGCGUCUGGGGCGACGAUUAGGUGUAGGAUGGUGGGGGCAGUGGCGCUGGCGCGAGCAUGUAUUGCGGUUGUUGCCGGCGGUGUUUUAUUAAUUUAAAUACAAAAGUGGGAUUUGGGCUUUUAAGAAAAGAAAGGACCGUUGGGGUUAGUGCUUUUUGGAGUUCAUAAGAAUCACAUAUAAUAUUUAAUUUAAUGCCCAUUUAUCUUGUAUUUAUUGUAAUAUCGGCUAGAAAGUAGAAAGCAUUUUUUGAUCUAUCAACUUACCUAAUUCCUUAAUUGAACGUUGAUGAGUAA
This is a messenger RNA of Cucumis sativus (cucumber), 1710 nucleotides long. Its product is annotated as glucan endo-1,3-beta-glucosidase. Gene Ontology annotation, biological process: carbohydrate metabolic process. Bases 44 to 1513 code for a protein of 489 amino acids. Gene Ontology annotation, molecular function: hydrolase activity, hydrolyzing O-glycosyl compounds. The record is from RefSeq and is a predicted model, not a curated record. Gene Ontology annotation, cellular component: plasma membrane. The transcript is spliced from 3 exons. Lineage: Eukaryota; Viridiplantae; Streptophyta; Magnoliopsida; Cucurbitales; Cucurbitaceae.